UUCCUACCUGCGCCACCCAGAAACUUCUCUGACGCACACUCUUUCACUCCUUUCGAGAGAGCUCUUGAUUGAAUCGAAUCCCACGCAGAAGCGAAGCGCCCGAAGCAAACGCCUCUCUGAUUCGAGCGCAUAGCUGAAGGUAAUCAUGGCCAUCGCGCCGAAUCUGCUUCUUCUUCGCUCGUGAUCUGAGCUCGUAGCUGGUUUUCUGUUGUUGAUGAACCAGAUGGAGGCCGAUAACUGCGAGACCAAGACCGAUCGCCAGCUGAAGCACCUCGGGUUCGUCAGGCUGACCGCGGUCCGAGCCCUGGUCUUCGUGUCCAGCCUCUACGACCGGGCGAAGGGCAACUGCGGGCCUCUGAGAUCGGCGGUGGCGACCGUGGAGGGAGCCGUGACGGCCGUCAUGGGCCCUGUCUACGAGAAACUUAAGGGCGUGCCGGAGGAUCUCCUCGUGUUCGCCGAUCGGAAGGUCGAUGAAGCGACACACAAAUUCGAAAAGCAUGCCCCGCCCUUUGCCAAGCGCAUCGCUUGUGAAGUCCAUCACUUGAUUCUGAUGACUGCCGAGAAGGCUCAGAGACUCGUGAACGAGGCUCAAACGGGAGGACCGCACGCAGCUCUGCACUACGCCGUUGCAGAGUCGAAGCAGGUCCUCCUGGACCAAAGCGUGAAGGUCUGGGUUAGGCUUAACAAGGUUCAGCCCUUGCACAUGGUGGUGGACCUGACCGUGCCGACAGCCGCUCACUGGUCAAAGAAGUACAACCAUGUCGUCGCGGACGCGAAGCGGAAGGGCUAUCCUGUGAUUGGCUACCUGCCGUUGGUCCCAAUUGAUGAGAUCGCCAAGGCAUUCAAAUGCUGCGAAGCGGAAGCGGAGAAGAAAGGUGAGGUCGAGGUUCCACUUAAUCCCGCUUCGAGUUCAGAGUCGGAUUGAUGACGUGCGGUGCUGCACGGGGCUUGGUUUGCGAUCAAUCUAGUGGGUUGUAGGUAAAAAGUGG
Messenger RNA from Rhodamnia argentea, 989 nucleotides. RefSeq names its product REF/SRPP-like protein At1g67360. The coding region runs from base 215 to 925 and encodes 236 amino acids. The transcript is spliced from 2 exons. The record is from RefSeq and is a predicted model, not a curated record. NCBI's taxonomy places the organism in Eukaryota, Viridiplantae, Streptophyta, Magnoliopsida, Myrtales, Myrtaceae.